UAAUAAAUGAAAUUGACAAUUCAACAAGCGAACAAAAUUGCGAAGCAAAAGUGUCAGUUUUGUUGCUGAUAAAGUGUUUUUUUUUUAAUUCUAUAAAAACUGUCUAAGUCGUUCAAGGUGUCUUUUUUUUGGAUUUAAGUUAGAAAACCUCGUCAUGGGUGAUGACGAAGCUUCAACAGCACUUGGCACUGUUGAAGGAAGAAUAUAGUAAACUUCAGAGUCAUUGUACAGAAGUGGAACGCAAGUAUACUUUGGUAGCUGCAUCAGCCGGCGACCUGAGUGAGACCAGCUUCGUGGCCCGUCUUCUUAUGACAGUUGCUUCACUAUAUGGUAGAGACACCUAUUCGGACAUCUCAAUUAAACUGCAGAGCAAGUGUAUGCCCGGGCACAAAUUUGUAUUGAAUGCAAGAUCAGAUGAUUGGAAUGAAGAGGCACUGAGAAAUGUUGAAGAACUAGGUACAUUAUAUAAACAAUAUACUAAUAUAGGUACAGUUGCAUGUCAGAUUACCACAAUACAUCAAAUUUUUUUCAAAGUCAACCCUCAAAACAUUAAGUUUAAAAUCAAGUGGUGAAAUUUGAUAGAUUUUUAGACUGAUGUGCUGUUACAUAUAUAUAAGACAAUUUACCUUAUCUACUAAGUAAGUCAAUAUUAAAAUAAAAUAUUAUUUAAAUUUUUCAGAUUGGUCAAAUUUACCUGAUGAUAUAGGAGCAGCUCUUCUCAAAUGGCUUUAUACUGAUGUUGUGGACCUCACUAGAGGAGACACAUUUGCAUUACAACUAAUGAAAUCUGCUGCUAAUUUUAAACUUCAUGGACUGGUCAACAAGUGUGAACAAGCGCUUAUUACUACUGUUGGUGUUAGAACUUGUGUAAAAUUUUAUUCAGCUGCAGAUGAAAUUGGAGCAGGGGCAUUGAAAGAGCACUGUUCUGGACUUAUAUCAGCACAUUGGGAUGAUUUGACUGGCGAGGAUUUCGCACACAUGUCUUCAGCCCUGCUGUACCGCAUGCUGAAAAGCAAAACGUCACAACCGCUCCAUGGUGCUGUACGCUUACUGAGGGAAGAUGUCGUCUUCCUCUGCCUAGUUGAAAACCACGCUAAUUUGACGGAUAUAGUGAAUGCUAUGUCAUCUCGUGGCGAGCUGCCACUGGAAUUGGCUCUGCGCGGGCGCAGUGCCUCUAUAGCGACGACCUUACUGCAGCACUGUGCCGACGCAGAUGCGCGCGGUCCCAGAGGACGUACGCUAUUACAUAGAGCGAUAGACGCGAGAGAUGCAUUCUCCGCCAAAUUCCUCGUCGAAAAUGGCACUGACCCUAAUCUUACUACAAAAGAGGAAAGUGACACUGCUCUUCACCUCAUAGCAGCACUCACAUCAAGUUCCUGUGACGAAGACACCAUGGAUCAGAUGGCUGAAAUAGCUGAAACAAUGAUCGAGAAAGGUGCUGAUAUAAAUAGACAAAAUAGGAAAGGAUUUACACCUCUACAUCAGGCGGUAAUAGCGAGAAAUCAAAGGAUAUUCGACCUUCUUCUCAAACAAACUACAUUGGAUACAAACCUCCGGACCAUUACUGACGAACACCCGCCCUUGUACUACGCACUAGUUGACGACAGACGCGCCUCUAUCUCAUCAAGCGAGACUUUAGUCAUGAACGGGUCCAAUCCGUUCGAUACACCGGUGACGAAUAAAAAUGCUUUUACUGAGGAUCCAGUGGAAGGCAAAACGGAAAGCAUCUUGGAACGAGGAUUUGCGGCGAAAUUGCUGCAAAAAGGUUGUCAACCGAAUCCUGUUUACUCCGGCUCUGGCGACAGUCUCUUACAUAUUUUAGCUCAGGGAUGGUUCGAAGACUCUGCGGUGUUCCUUACCAGCCAUUUGAACGGUGAACUGAAUCAUUCAAAUGAAGCGGGCAUGACAGUGUUACACGCGGCCUGCGCUAAUGGCCUCGCGAGACUCACUACUGCGUUACUGGAACAUGGCGCGAGGCCAAAUAUGCAGACUUCAUACGGGGAGCAGGAGGAUACUGUAUACAGACAAACACCUCUCCACUUGGCUGUACUAAACAACCAGGAAGGGGCGGUGCAAGCAAUAAUAGAGUUUAAGAAACAAGUGGAAAAGGGCGAAUUUCCUUCGACCGAUCGUAGCAACGUCAGCUUGGUCCCUAAUCUCAAUCUUAAGAAUUCUGAGGGUGACACACCGGUCAGCCUCGCACUAACAGAAGGUCACAAGAAUCUUAUUAUGCCGCUUAUUGAGGGUGGUGCUGAUCCAAAUAUACGAAACGGGAAAGGGUUUACACUACUGCACCAAGCGAUCAUUGAAGAAGACUCUAGAACUGCUAUUUAUUUGUUAGACCACGGUGCCGACAUGGACGCUCUAACCGAAGCAGGUGAAACACCGCUACAACUGUCGAUACACUGCCGCUUGGGCUUAGUGGUGGAAGCAUUGUGCGUGCGAGGCGUGGACAUGAGCAGAUUAGACGCGAAUGGGGUACCGCCCUUAUGGGCAGCACUGGACUCCGGACAAGAAGAAGUCGCUAGCAUAUUAGUUAGAAACGGCGCUGAUGCUGACUGCUGGGGCGCAGGACCCGACGGCUGUCUACAAACCCUCUUACACAAGUAAGUUUACAUUUGCAAUAGCUUUUUAUUUUCAGCUUUAUUCACUUGUAAUUACGCCUACAAUUACGUUGACGAUCAUGUGAUCCAUUGAUUAUUAGGUGCCUCCUGAA
This is a messenger RNA of Diatraea saccharalis (sugarcane borer), 2716 nucleotides long. NCBI's taxonomy places the organism in Eukaryota, Metazoa, Arthropoda, Insecta, Lepidoptera, Crambidae. The record is from the annotation of a GenBank genome assembly.